Messenger RNA from Coprinopsis cinerea okayama7#130, 273 nucleotides. RefSeq lists its product as hypothetical. The coding region runs from base 1 to 273 and encodes 90 amino acids. Lineage: Eukaryota; Fungi; Basidiomycota; Agaricomycetes; Agaricales; Psathyrellaceae. The transcript has a single exon. The record is from RefSeq and is a predicted model, not a curated record.
AUGGACAAGCCUGAGAAAUGCCCAGACCAGCCAACACGUAUGGUAGGGUCCUUCCGUCUUGUCUCUUGCCAUGCCAAGUUUAUGGACUGGCAGGGUGCAUCGUCGUUGAAUCGCAGAGUCCAAGCUGCCAGCUCUGCUUGUGCUCCAUCGCCAGCCUGCGCGAGGAAGGUCAAGGUUGGCGCGAUGAAUCACCACUUCCAAUACCCCAAUCGGAUGGGAAGGAUGCGUUCACUUUACAGGUCCGAGCAUUUGACAUCACUUGUAGCAACGUGA